Molecule: messenger RNA, 2142 nt
Organism: Chelmon rostratus (copperband butterflyfish)
Lineage: Eukaryota; Metazoa; Chordata; Actinopteri; Chaetodontiformes; Chaetodontidae
Gene: znf277
Product: zinc finger protein 277
Exons: 12
Coding region: 42-1367 (441 amino acids)
Source: RefSeq, a predicted model, not a curated record
AUUGGUCCGUUAGCUCCUGUUUUGACCACGUGACAGAGAAGAUGGCCGCCUGCACCGUCGGGAAGAAAGAUGGUCAGGACAGUGUCCUGGAGCCGCUGUGUUUCCCAGAGCAGCCAGCCACCAGCACCAGUGCUCCCAGUCUGCAGGGUCCCAGCGCAGAGCUGCUGGUGUGCCUGUUCUGCCCGGAGUCCGUCCCUCUGCAGCAGAAAGACGUCCUCCUCAGACACCUGCUGCUGGAGCACAAGCUGGUCGUCGCAGACGUCAAAUUGAUCGCAGACCUCCCGAAGUACAUGCUGUACUGGAGGGGCAGAUUCUUGGAGCAGCCAGUCACAGAUUUCUGCAGCGUGAUCAAGACAAACUCCACCGGUCCGGUCGAGAAACAGGAGGACUACUUCCUGCUGUGUGACGUCCUUCCAGAGGACCGAAUCCUCCGAGAGAGACUCCAACAGAAACGACUGGAGGAGGUGCUGGCGCAGCAGCAGGUGGAGAGAGACGACAGCAGCUUUCAUCAUCUCUGCAUGUUCUGCAGUGAAGAGUUCACAGGAAACAGGUCGUCUCUGCUGAACCACAUGGCCAGAGAACAUUCCUUCAGCAUCGGACUGCCAGACAACAUCGUCUACUGCAAACAGUUUCUGGACACUCUGCAGAGCAAACUAGACAAUCUGCAGUGUUUAUACUGUGAGAAAACCUUCCGAGAUAAAACCACGCUGAAGGACCACAUGAGGAAGAAAGCACACCGCCGCAUCAACGCCAACAACCGCGAGUACGACCACUUCUACGUCAUCAACUACCUGGAGCUGGGGAAGACCUGGGAGGAAGUGCAGAGCGAGGAUGACCGCGAGCUGGUAGACGACGAUGAUGACGAUUGGUCGGACUGGCGGGCUCAUCCGGUGUCUGCCGUGUGUCUGUUCUGUGACCAUCAGUCAGAGACGAUGGACCAGAUGUACACACACAUGAAGGAAGCUCACGGCUUUGAUCUCCAUCAGCUGAAGACAGAACUCAAUCUCAGGUUCUACCAGCAGGUGAAACUGGUGAACUUCAUCCGGCGGGAGAUCCACCAGAGUCGCUGCUACGGCUGCCAGGAAAAGUUUGACUGCAGAGAUGACGUCCUGCGUCACAUUGUGGACGAAGGUCACGUGAUGAAGCUGCCAGAUGUGUCCACCUGGAACCAACCACAGUAUUACUUCCCCACGUAUGAGAACGACGCCCUCCUGUGCACGCUGUCCGACAGCGACGAAGGUGAAAGCGGGGAGACGAGCCACGGCGAGGACGUCCCGGUCAUCGCAGAGGACAUGUCCGACCUCAGAGCGCUGAAGCAGAGCAGCGUCCUCAACCAGCUGCUGAAGAGCAGAGGCUUCAGCAGCUGAGACGAGGACAGUUUGGACGGUUCAGGCUUCUCCUGCACACACGUUUCUGCUGGAUCUGCUUCGCUCUGUAAACCCUCCAGCACUGAAACCGUCCUCUGCAGAACCAGUGAUGACAGCAGUGAAGCAUGCUGGACUGUCGCAGCCAUCAGAGCAGCUCAAACAUUCAGGAGCAGAUCAUCCUUUAGUUUCUACUCGAUCACAUUCAAAAAAUAAAGACACAGACAGACCUUUUCUUGAAUAGUCCCUUUAUUGCAUAAAGUAAAAAUGGUUGAACCAGAACUGAAUGAAUGCAAAUUCAUGACAACUGCAACACAGAUGAAACUAAACUAAACUAAAGCAACCGGAGGAUCCAACAACAGGAAGCAUCUUCCAGCUGUUCCUGAUCAAUAAAUGUUGCUGCUGCUUCGUCUACUUCGCAGUCUUGUUGUUCUUAGGUGGUCCGAUGUUUUGCGUGGCUUUUCCGAGUGAAACUUGCCGAACGGCGGAACCAAACUGCAGCGUGCUGAGCGUCUCCACCACGUCCUGGACGUCUGGACUCACAUUCACGAACACGCAGCACUGCAGACCAACCAGAGGACUGUUAGUGACAGCAUGUGACCUGCAGACCGUCAGCCUUUAGUGCAACAGAGCAGGACAUCAAACCAGGAAUGAUCGAAUUCAAUGAGCUCUGUGAUGAUGAUGCUCUCUGACGGCCACAUUAUGUUGUACAGACUGGUAUUAGCUUCAGGAGAACACCUGAACACUACAGGUCCAUUUAUCAUUUAAACAAUAAAUA